AUGUUUGGUCAAGUGGCAAGAGGUGAUAGCGACAUUUUAUUUCAAAGGAGACCAGGGCGCUAUUUGGGAAAUUACAUGAUACGAUCGUUGAAAACAGAAGACGAGUUCGACUGCAGUAAUAACUGUUUCAAUGAACCAGGAUGUGUUUCAGUAAAUCUUAAAGUGAAAGGAAGGAAUAAAGGUUUAUGUGAACUCAAUUCCAAAACGCUUGAACUGUUUCCAGAAGAAGGACAAAGCGAUGCAAAAACGUUUACUUUCAAGUUGACUGCGUGUAAGAAACUAAUAUAUAAAAUUAUUUAUUAUGCAUUAUUGAAGUUUAAUAUGUUAAAAGAAAUCCUUCGGACAAAACUACUGAGUUUGGAACAAAACAUGUUGAGCACAAUGCACUACCUCUAUGCCCUGGGCAUACUUCAUGAUGUUCACCAGUGACCAGUGGGCACCCAGUGUGGCCUCGAAUGGUCUAUAGAGUUCUAUAACAUAGAUUUUUGUACCUAUAUAUAUAUAUAUAUAUAUAUAUAUAUAUAUAUAUAUAUAUAUAUAUAUAUAUAUAUAUAUAUAUAUAUAUAUAUAUAUAUAUAUAUAUAUAUAUAUAUAUAUAUAUAUAGAUAUAUUUAUAUAUAUAUAGAUAUAUUUAUAUAUAUAUAUAUGUAUAUAUAUAACAAAUAUAAAACAUUUUCCGUGUUGAUAUACAGUUAUACAUUUUCCGUGUUGAUAUACGUUGUGUUUCCACAUAAUUUCUCGUUUUCCCAAUUUCCACGAGUGUUGAUAUAACUUUAAUAUCAAUAUACAGAAAAAAUGUUUUAUAUUUGUUUUAUAAUAUAUAGCACAAAGAAACAUAAAGAAAGAAAUUUUCGGACGUUUCCGUGUUGACAUUAUAUCAACACGGCUCUUAGCCAAUCAGCGUUCAGAAUUUACAAACGCUAUAUUAUAAAUAUAUUUUAAACCCUAAUGCCAAGCGGGCAAGCAUGGAAUUAUUGAUUUGAAGCAUUUUCCUCUAUGACCACUUUAACAUCAAACUCACAGUAACAGGGCAGCAAAGAGGACAAAUUACCCUUAAGGCCUGGCUGCAACUUACAGGAUCCCCCCAAAGUUUAGCAUGCCUCUGCAUAAGAUGGGCUAUAUUGUCUGUUAAUUUUGGUGAUACUACAUGUAACACUGUUUUUGCAAGAUGAAAAUUGUGAUCAAUUUGCAUGUGCCUAAUUGCAAAGUCACUCUACUUCCAAGAUCAGUGAUUGUUAAAACAGUGGCAAAUUUCAAAACACAAAGUAAAUAAUAAAGUAGGGCAUAUCAGAGCACAUUGCCACUUAAACUAAAAGGGCUAAUAUUGCAGGCUUACAUUCAGUUGUUGAUCCUGAUACGUCUUCGUCCACUACAAAAAUUUGGGGUUCUCCAGUUGUGUGCAUGCUGGAUUCACCAGUUAUUGUCAUGCUGGAUUCACCAGUUGUUGUCAUGCUGGAUUCACCAGUUGUUGUCAUGAUGGAUUCACCAGUUGUUGUCAUGAUGGAUUCACCAGAUGUUGUCAUGAUGGAUUCACCAGAUGUUGUCAUGCUGAUUUCACCAUUAUCAAGUGUCAUGCUGGAUUCUCUAAUUGCUGUCACACUGGGGUCUCUUUUUGUUUCGAAAGUUGAUAAUUUUAAUAGUGGGAUUCAGAAUAAAGUUCUAGUAAAUUACUCAGGUUAA
Messenger RNA from Paramuricea clavata, 1680 nucleotides. NCBI's taxonomy places the organism in Eukaryota, Metazoa, Cnidaria, Anthozoa, Malacalcyonacea, Plexauridae. The record is from the annotation of a GenBank genome assembly.